AUGUCUGAUAAAAGCAGUUUAGAACCUCCAUGCCGAAGAUUUUUAGGAAAUGAUCACAACUAUAUUAAUUUUAAUCUCAUACAGGCUCACCAAAAGCUCAGAGAUAGUGGAUGCAAGAGAAUAAAUUCGAUUGUAAAAUAACAUAUAAGUUAGAAAUUCUUAACAAGGAUAAAUUGCAAAACUGAUGCUUCCAUGAUCAAAGUUGGACCUCCUAAGCAUGACGUUUUACGACUUACCUUUAGAAAAAGCUAAAUACAGAGAGGAUGGAUAUUUGGCCAAAGUUUUAUAUCUGAUUAUAGAAGGGUAGUACUUAAAUGAAACUAAUCCGGCAUUCGAACAGUAGCUUUAAACCAUCCUAACUAAAAAUGAAUAAGAUGAAAAGCUUAUUCGAAUUGAUUAAAAAUAAAUAUAAGAAAUCUAGAAUGAUUUGACAUAUUCUGAAAGAUACGUUGAUUACUUGAAUAACAAAUAUCAUAUCCCACAAGAGUAUUCACAAAAAAUUAAAAAGGUAACAUCAUAUUCUCAAUUUAGAUACAAUAAUUGAAGUAGUAAGUAAAGUAGGAAUUGGCGAUCAGUCCACAAACAUCCCCUCGAAAAAUCACCUUACAAAAGGCAUAAACAUUUCAAUUAAGCCCUAAUCAUUGUGUAGAACCUUCUCUAUUUAUUAAAAAUUCUUAUGGUGCUAAAAGAGCUUCAAAGCUACAAAAGGCUGAAGUAGAUAGCAUAGUUGAUAGUUUAAGACAAGAACCAAAAAAAUAAAUAGAUUUGUAAGAUAAUGAUCCAUGUAAUGUCCAAUCAAUGAAGCAGUCAAGAUCAAAGAUGUUAGGGUCUUUAUUAAAAAGGAUUUAAAAAUAAAAUCAAAUGGAUUAAUCAAAUACAAAUACAAACACUAAUUGUGUAUCGUCGCCAAUAUCAAAAAUGAAGAAAUCUAAUUCUUCAAUUUUUGCAACUAGAUUUUCAAGACCUACUGAAAGAUCAAUUGAUUAAAUCAAUAUAUAAUGA
This is a messenger RNA of Paramecium octaurelia, 1002 nucleotides long. The record is from the annotation of a GenBank genome assembly. Lineage: Eukaryota; Ciliophora; Oligohymenophorea; Peniculida; Parameciidae.